This is a messenger RNA of Microthlaspi erraticum, 522 nucleotides long. Lineage: Eukaryota; Viridiplantae; Streptophyta; Magnoliopsida; Brassicales; Brassicaceae. The record is from the annotation of a GenBank genome assembly.
AUGUCGGGAGAAGUUGAGUACCGGUGCUUCGUCGGCGGCCUUGCCUGGGCCACGCAAGACCAGGAUCUCGAAAGAGAGUUCUCACAGUUCGGCAAAGUUACCGAUUUUAAGAUCAUUAACGAUCGCGAGACCGGACGAUCCAGGGGAUUCGGAUUCGUGACCUUCGAGGACGAGAAGUCCAUGAGGGAUGCGAUUGAGCAGAUGAACGGAAAAGAGCUCGAUGGCCGUAGCAUCACCGUGAACGAGGCUCAGUCUAGAGGAAGCGGCGGUGGAGGAGGCCGUGGUGGCGGUGGAUACGAAAGACGUAGCGGAGGUGGAGGAUAUGGAGGUGGUGGUGGUGGAUACGGAGGUGGCGGCGGCGGUGGAUACGAAAGACGUAGCGGAGGUUAUGGAGGCGGUGGUGGCCGUGGAGGAGGUGGUUACGGUGGUGGUGGUCGCCGUGAAGACGGUGGCUACGGAGGAAAUGGUGGAGGAGGCGGUGGUUACGGAGGAAGCGGUGGUGGUGGCGGCGGCGGCUGGUAA